AUGAUGCCACGCUUGAUCCUAUCCUUUGCCUAUCACAGACCAUCGGGUGGAUAUGUCUUGGUCGGCGACUUGCAAGGCUACGAUCAAGCGCUAUUGAGAACGGAUGAUGGAUGGCGAAAACACAUUUGUGGAACCUACUACAUGCUGCAGGCGUUCAAUUCUGAUUUUGCAAGCAUCCGACGAGGGAUCACCAUCAUUGUCGAGUGCGAUGGAAUUACGGCUGCGGCCAAUCUGGAUUUCAAUGUCUCCAAGAGACUCUGCACCGAUAUUUAUGCCGUCUAUCCAUUUGUCACACGACAACUCAAGUACUUUCACGGUGGUCUCUUGUCGAACUUGUUGCUUUCCUUUUGCCGACCGCUGUUGCCCAAAUCGGUGCAUUCCAAGUUCCAAACGGGCUGUGUCUUUUCCGGUGGGAGGUUGGACUCUUUUUUUGCCCUUCCCGACAUGGAAACCUCCAAUCAACAAACCAUUCGGCAGAUGCAAGAAAGUGCUCAAAAGCGGUAUGUCAUGGCAGCUGCCUUUCGGCUGUAA
Seminavis robusta is the source of this 531-nucleotide messenger RNA. Lineage: Eukaryota; Bacillariophyta; Bacillariophyceae; Naviculales; Naviculaceae. The record is from the annotation of a GenBank genome assembly.